Huiozyma naganishii CBS 8797 is the source of this 6144-nucleotide messenger RNA. It is a transcript of the gene FAS1, whose product is annotated as tetrafunctional fatty acid synthase subunit FAS1. The coding region runs from base 1 to 6144 and encodes 2047 amino acids. Gene Ontology annotation, cellular component: fatty acid synthase complex. Lineage: Eukaryota; Fungi; Ascomycota; Saccharomycetes; Saccharomycetales; Saccharomycetaceae. Gene Ontology annotation, biological process: long-chain fatty acid biosynthetic process. Gene Ontology annotation, molecular function: fatty acid synthase activity; enoyl-[acyl-carrier-protein] reductase (NADH) activity; [acyl-carrier-protein] S-malonyltransferase activity. The transcript has a single exon. The record is from RefSeq and is a predicted model, not a curated record.
AUGAUUGCGUCAACGAGAUCGCUGACGCUCACCCACGGGUCGAUCGAGCAUAAAUUGUCCAUCCCCAACGUUUCCUUCUUUGCUGCCUCUCAAUUGCAGGAACAAUUCAAGAAAACUCUGCCAGAACCAACGGAGGAAUUCGCCGCUGAUGAUGAACCGUCAUCGUCUGCCGAGUUGUUGGGGAAGUUUUUAAGUUACAUCUCCUCACUGAUUACAGAAGGCACAAAGACUCAAUUCGACGAAGUGCUGGAUGUCUCGCUUUCAGAGUUCGAAAACAGCUACUUGCACGGUAACGACAUCCACACGCUCGCCGCCAACUUGCUGACGGAGGAUGGCUCGACCACUUUGUUGAAAGUGAAGGAACUAGUGAAAAACUACGUCACUGCAAGACACGUCGCAGGUAGGGGCAACAACAACGCAAGCAAACCGUCCGCUCUCUUCAAGUCCGUGGAGGAAAAAACCUCAGAAUUGGUCGCUAUCUUCGGUGGACAGGGGAACACAGACGACUACUUCGAGGAAUUGAGGGAAAUAUACGACAUAUAUAACGUCCUGAGCAGCGACAUUAUCCAGUUCGCUUCAGAGACGCUGACCGAUCUCAUCAGGUCCACCGCGGGUGCGGAGAAGAUCUUCACCCAAGGGUUUGACCUCCUGGAGUGGCUGCAGAGCCCAGCAAAGACUCCAGACCAGGAUUACUUACUUUCCAUCCCCAUAUCUUGCCCCCUGAUCGGCGUCAUCCAACUGACGCAUUACGCGAUCACCGCUAGGUUGCUAGGGUUCACUCCAGGUGAGUUGAGACAACACUUCAAGGGCGCCACGGGCCACUCACAAGGUCUCGUCACCGCGAUCGCGGUCGCUGAGGCGGACUCCUGGGAUUCCUUCUUCAAGAUCAUCAAGAAGUCAAUCGCAUUGCUCUUCUUCAUCGGUGUCCGCUGCUACUUGACUUACCCAAACACAUCGCUGCCACCAUCCAUCGUCGAGGAUUCCUUGGAGAACGGUGAAGGUGCUCCAUACCCAAUGCUGACAAUAUCCAACUUGACCAAAGAACAGGUCCAAAGUUUCAUUGACCAAACAAACUCCCAUCUGCCAGAGGACAAACACGUCGGGAUCUCGUUGGUGAACGGCGCGAAGAACUUGGUCGUCUCGGGCCCACCUCAAUCCCUGUACGGUCUUAACCUCGUGCUCAGAAAGGCUAAGGCCCCCUCAGGUUUGGACCAGUCCAGAAUCCCCUUCAGCGAGAGGAAGUUGAAGUUUUCAAACAGAUUCUUGCCCAUUACGUCCCCCUUUCACUCGCAUUUGCUGAUCCCUGCAAGCAAAGACAUCUUGAAAGACUUGGCUAACCGCAAGAUCGUGUUCGCACAGAAGGACAUCAAGAUCCCAGUGUACGACACCUUCGACGGGAAGGACCUGAGAGACUACGCGGGGGACCUCAACGACAGGAUCGUCGACAGCAUUGUUAGACUGCCUGUCAACUGGGAGACCGCCACUCAGUUUACAACUUCGCACAUCUUGGAUUUCGGUCCAGGUGGCGCAUCUGGGCUCGGUGUCUUGACCCACCGUAACAAGGACGGGACUGGUGUCCGUAUCAUUGUUGUCGGUACUUUGGACAUCAACCCAGAUGACGACUACGGUUUCAAACAGGAGAUCUUCGACGUCAACCCUGAGGGCUUGAAGAGGAACCCAGACUGGUUGAAGGAAUUCCAUCCUAGACUGAUCAAAAACAAGUCCGGGAAGAUCUUUGUCGACACGAAGUUUUCAAAACUGUUGGGUAGAGCUCCAUUGCUUGUCCCAGGUAUGACUCCUACCACUGUCUCCCCAGACUUUGUCGCUGCUACCAUCAACGCCGGGUACCAGAUCGAACUUGCCGGUGGUGGGUACUUCUCCCCCGAUGGGAUGGCGAAGGCCAUCGAUCAGAUCGUCAGCCAGGUCAAGAAGGGGUACAGUUUUGGUAUCAACCUGAUUUACGUCAACCCAAGAAUGAUGCAGUGGGCCAUCCCACUGAUCAAGGAGUUGAGAGGCAAGGGCUACCCAAUCCAGUCGCUAACCAUUGGUGCCGGUGUCCCAUCCAUCGAAGUAGCGAGUGAGUACAUUGAAACUCUAGGCCUGACCCAUUUGGGAUUGAAGCCAGGUUCCAUCAGCUCCAUUUCGCAAGUCAUCAACAUCGCAAAGGCUCAUCCAAACUUCCCAAUCGUAUUGCAAUGGACUGGUGGUAGAGCCGGUGGUCAUCACUCGUUUGAAGAUGCUCACGCACCAAUGAUCCAGAUGUACUCCAAGAUCAGAAGACAGUCUAACAUCAUACUGAUCGCAGGUUCUGGGUUCGGUUCCGCCGAGGACACCUACCCAUACCUGACCGGUGAAUGGUCAAAGGAGUACAACUACCCUCCUAUGCCAUUUGACGGGUUCUUGUUUGGUUCAAGAGUCAUGAUCGCCAAGGAGGCCAAAACCUCCAGAGACGCGAAGAAGGCCAUUGUCGAAUGCCCAGGUAUCGUUGACGGCCAAUGGGAAAACACUUACAAGAAACCAACUGGUGGGAUCGUCACGGUGCGUUCCGAAAUGGGUGAACCAAUUCACAAGAUCGCCACUCGUUGCGUCAUCUUCUGGAAGGAAAUGGACGAGACUAUCUUCAACCUUCCAAAGAACAAACUGCAACCUGCUUUAGAUGCUAAGAAGGAAUACAUCAUCAAGAAGUUGAACGCUGACACACAAAAGCCUUGGUUUGCGACCGUCAACGGGGAAAUCCGUGAUUUGCCAGCCAUGACUUACGAGGAGGUUGCCCAAAGACUGGUCGAUUUGAUGUUCAUCAAAAGCACCAAAUCCUGGAUUGACGUCACUUUGAGAAACUUCACUGGUGACUUCUUGCGUCGUGUGGAGGAACGUUUCACGAAUGCAAAGACCACCUCUGUCCUUCAAUCCUACACCAUGCUAGACAAACCAGAGGAGGCCUUGGAGGCUGUUUUCACCGCUUUCCCAGCUGCUAAGGAACAAUACUUGAACGCUCAAGACGUAGACCACUUCCUGAACAUGUGUCAAAAUCCAGUGCAGAAACCUGUUCCAUUCGUGCCUGUUCUUGACCACAGAUUCGAGUUCUUCUUCAAGAAGGAUUCGUUGUGGCAAUCCGAACAUUUGGAGGCUGUUGUCGACCAGGAUGUCCAGAGAACAUGUAUUUUGCACGGUCCAGUUGCCGCGCAGUACACCAAGGUCAUCGAUGAACCAAUCAAGAGUAUCAUGGAUGGCAUCCACGACGGUCACAUCAGCAAGUUGUUGAAGGACUAUUACGGUGGAGACGAAUCAAAGAUCCCAGUGGUUGAAUACUUCGGUGGCGAAGAGCCAGUUGCCUCUACAGUCAAAUCUACUGAGUCCAAACUUAUCUACAAGGCUCACACUAACAGUGAUCCAGAAGCUUGGUUCAAGUUAUUGGCUGGUUCCCAAAAGGACUGGAGAUACGCCUUCUUCACCAGCAAUAAAUUCGUUCAAGAUAGCUUUUACACUGCAAAUGCUGCUCAAAAGGUGUUCAAACCUUGUCAUCGCAUGAUUGUUGAAAUCGAGAAUCCAACUGAUUCAGCGAAGACCGUUGUUACUUUGACCGAAUCUGUUCAGGGUGAGCAAAAGGUUACUGCUACUUUGAAACUAGUCAAGAACAACUUGAUCCAAUUGGAACUAAUUGAAAACAGAACCACGGACGGUAAGCCAGUUGCCCUUCCAUUGCUCUAUGUUUACCAACCGGAGGACGGUUUUGCCCCAAUCGCUGAAGUUAUGGAAGACCGUAACCAGAGAAUCAAGGAAAUGUACUGGAAGUUGUGGAUCGAUGAGCCUUUCAACUUGAAGUUCGACCCAAGACAUGUCAUCAAGGGUGGAGACUACAAAAUUACCGCGAGCGCUAUCACUGACUUCACCCACGCCAUUGGCAAUAACUGUGAGGACUUCGUUGCAAGAUCUGGUAGAAAGAUCCUUGCACCAAUGGAUUUCGCUAUCGUUGUUGGUUGGAGAGCAAUCAUCAAGGCUAUCUUCCCUGACACUGUUGAUGGUGAUCUAUUGAAGCUGGUGCAUUUGUCUAACGGGUACAAGAUGGUUCCAGGUGCUUCUCCUUUGAAAGAAGGGGACGUUAUCCAGACUUCCGCUAUUGUCAAGUCCGUUGUCAACCAACCAACAGGUAAGGUUGUCGAAGUUAUUGGUACCUUGUCUAGAGACGGUAAGCCUGUCAUGGAAGUGAUCUCAUCUUUCUUUUACAGAGGUAAAUACACCGACUUUGAGAACACUUUCCAAAAGACCACCGAACCAGUUUACCAAAUGUUCAUCAAAUCUGCUAAGGACGUCGCUGUUUUGCGUUCAAAGGAAUGGUUUCAAAUGGAUGACGAGGAAAUUGAUCUAUUGGGUAAAACUUUGAUCUUCGAGACCGAAACCGAAGUUGCCUUCAAGAACGCCAACGUCUUCUCAUCAGUGGAAUGCUCUGGUCCGAUUAAGAUGGAGUUGCCAACUAAGGAAACCGUUGAAAUUGGUGUUGUAGACUACAGCGCUGGUGAGUCCUACGGUAAUCCUGUCGUUGACUUUUUGAAGAGAAACGGUUCCACUUUAGAAGAAAAGGUUAAUUUGGAAAAUGUUAUCCCAAUUGCUGUUGUUGACACCCAAUCUCCAAGCACUAACGAACCAUACGGGCGCAUUUCCGGUGAUUUAAAUCCAAUUCACGUUUCUCGUCACUUUGCCAAUUACGCUGACUUGCCAGGUACCAUUACUCAUGGUAUGUACUCGUCGGCUGCUGUUCGUGGUUUGAUCGAAAACUGGGCUGCCGAUAGUGUCUCAUCCAGAGUUCGUGGCUACACUUGUCAGUUCACAAACAUGGUUCUUCCAAACACUCCAUUGAAGACAAGUAUCCAACAUGUUGGUAUGAUCAAUGGUAGAAAAUUGAUGAGAUUCGAAACCAGGAACGACAAUGAUGAGGUUGUCAUGAAUGGGGAGGCUGAGAUUGAACAACCAGUUUCCACCUUUGUCUUCACUGGCCAAGGUUCUCAGGAACAGGGUAUGGGUAUGGACUUGUAUAAGACGUCGGCCGCUGCCAGAGAUGUCUGGGACAGAGCUGAUGUCCACUUCAAGAAGACCUAUGGUUUCUCCAUUUUGGACAUCGUUAUAAACAAUCCAAAGAAGCUAACAAUCUACUUUGGUGGUGAAAAGGGUAGACAGAUUAGAAAUAACUACAUCCAAAUGAUCUUCGAGACCAUCGUUGAUGGUGAGAUUAAGACCGAGAGAAUUUUCAAGGAUAUCGAUGAAACGACACACUCGUUUACCUUCAAGUCGCCAACAGGGCUGUUAUCUGCUACUCAAUUCACUCAACCAGCUUUGACUUUGAUGGAAAAGGCUGCUUUUGAAGAUUUGAAGGCCAAAUGUUUGAUUCCAGUCGAUGCAGCCUUUGCCGGUCACUCUUUAGGUGAAUAUGCCGCUUUGGCGUCGUUGGCUGAAAUUAUGUCGAUUGAAUCUCUUGUCGAGGUUGUCUUCUACAGAGGUAUGACGAUGCAAGUCGCUGUCCCCAGAGAUGAAUUAGGCAGGUCGAACUACGGUAUGAUUGCAAUCAACCCUGGUAGAGUUUCUCCAACAUUUACUCAGGAGGCUUUGCAAUUUGUUGUUGAGAAGGUUGCCAAGAGAACCGAAUGGUUAGUGGAGAUUGUCAACUUUAACGUUGAAAAUCAACAGUACGUUGCUGCCGGUGAUCUGAGAGGGUUGGACACAUUGACCAACGUCUUGAAUUUCGUUAAGAUCCAAAAGAUCGAUAUCGUGAAGUUGUUGGAAACUAUGUCAUUGGAAGAGGUCGAAUCCAAUUUAUUUGAAAUUGUUGAUGAGAUUUCAAAGAAAUCUCUUGCCAAGGAACAGCCAAUCGAACUAGAAAGAGGUUUUGCUUGUAUCCCACUGCGUGGUAUCUCUGUCCCAUUCCACUCUUCGUACUUGAGAAACGGUGUGAAACCAUUCAAGAACUUCAUUGAGAAGAACAUAUUUAAGGAGAAUGUCAAGGUUGACAGAUUAGCUAACAAGUACAUUCCAAACUUGACAGCUAAGCCCUUCGAGGUUACCAAAGAAUACUUCCAAAACGUGUAUGAACUAACUGGUUCUGAGCGUGUGAAGAACAUUUUGGACAACUGGGAAUCUUACGAACAGAAAUGA